AUGAACGCCUCCAAUUUGAACUGCACCAUAUGUCCUGGGCAUCCUCGGUUUAGCGAUGUUUCGCACUUGUUGACUCAUGUUUCCUCCAAGGGCCACCUCUCCAACACUUUCAAACUUCAAGUCCGCAGCCACCAGGAUGAGAACGUUACUCAACUGUUGCAGGAAUACGAUGCUUGGUUCAAAGAGAACAACCUCGCAGCUCUUCUCUCCGAAAGAAUAACCGCCACAGACGAACGAAAGAACAAGCGGAAGUCCCAAUCGAACAAUGACGAAGUCUACUCUCAGCCGCCAGUCAAACGGUCUUGUCGCGUCAAGAAACCUAUCGCCACCACUCCGCCUCACGCUGAACUACCAGACUAUCUGGAUCCACGCCUCAUGGACCCUAUUAUCAUUCCGGUCACACCCAACACUGCCAGAGGUCGACCCAAGCGAAACUGCGUGUCCAAGAAAUCACUCGACGAGGAGAAGCUUGACCCUUUUCUAUUCGACGCAGAUGACGAAUCAAACUUUGAGCGCCAUGAAGACGCCAUGACCGAAGCCGAGAAACAGCGUUCAGAUGAAAUGUCCAGGUUGAAGGGUAUUUUGUGGCCCGGAAUGGAUAUCUUCGAUUCAGCAACGGGCCAAAUGCGACGCAGACGUAACCAGAAGAAAGACGGUACCGUUAUCAAACGCAUGGAGAUCACAUCACUUCUUGUGGAGCCCACCGAGCAGAUCUUCUCCCCCGAGGGCGACUUGCUGAAAGAGCGUUUCAUUUCCGGCGAUGUGGAUGAAAACCAGACUCCACUGAAAGGCGAGACGCCCAUCCCAAAACAGCGUCCGCCUCGCUCCAAGAAGAGAAGACCUCUUGGCCAGAAUGACCCCAACCUGCCGAUUAGAAAACGCAGCGGAAAGAAGGGAGUCGCCGGCACCUCAAAGAAUCGUGAGCCUGUUCAGGUGGUCGAAACGCCUCGCCGCCGUUCACAGCGCUCGGCAGGUAUCAGGCCAUCUUACGUCGAAGAUGAUCAGGACUUCCAGCUGUCUGUUCAAGCCUUUGCAAAGGGUGCAAAGGGACCGCGGAGCGGUUUCCAUAUCUUCGCAGACUCCGACCACGACAUCAAGGACGCUUUCCGAGGCCGCCAGCGUUCCAAGCAACAUCCGACACAGGACACUUUGACUCCAGCACGGCUCGUGUUGGACCACAGGGGAAACACCCCGAAGAACCAGAACCCCGGGCGAAAGAGUGAUGGCCGAGGAACGCAGGAGAAGGAAAACAUCGAGCCAAUUCUCAACCCACACGGAUGCAUGGAUAUUGGCGGUUGGGACUCUCCACUCAGCAAGCGAACCGGCUUGAAUCAGCCCAACUACCCACCUGAAUUCUUUUUCGUUAAGGACGAGGAGGAAGACGAUGGAAAAUGUGCAUUCCAGUGCAAUCCAUUGGUUGCUCCGACCUUCAGGACUGGGGGCAUGAGUUUCCUUGGAGACGGCUGCUAUGACGACUUCUCUGCAGCGGAUACCGGCUGGAACAUGCAUCGAGCGCAAUCAUCGGAAGCGACCAUUUCAGAGGAAGAUCACCAGGAAUUUGCCCGGCUGUAUCUGGCUGGCGGCACAGAGUAG
Messenger RNA from Penicillium waksmanii, 1593 nucleotides. RefSeq lists its product as uncharacterized. The record is from RefSeq and is a predicted model, not a curated record. Lineage: Eukaryota; Fungi; Ascomycota; Eurotiomycetes; Eurotiales; Aspergillaceae. The coding region runs from base 1 to 1593 and encodes 530 amino acids. The transcript has a single exon.